Messenger RNA from Sphaeroforma arctica JP610, 928 nucleotides. RefSeq lists its product as hypothetical. The record is from RefSeq and is a predicted model, not a curated record. NCBI's taxonomy places the organism in Eukaryota, Ichthyosporea, Ichthyophonida. The transcript has a single exon. The coding region runs from base 72 to 449 and encodes 125 amino acids.
CGACGCACACUGCAUAUACACGUCUCUACACCUCACUGUGACUAUUAAAGAUACUAGCAUAGACGUAAAGAAUGACGUCUCUGGUCUCAUUAUCUCUGGGCUACACGCGCUUCUGCAUUGGCUUUGUAGCGGUGGCCAGUCCGGCGACCACAUCGUCUCUGUUUGGCUUCAAUGAGCACCCUACGACCGGAUCCGAUCGUCUUAGAACGAGGCUAUUCGGCGUGCGUGAACUAGCCCUAGGUGCUGGUUUAGCUGGGCUUCUGGGAGAAGAAGUAUGCACCGUGCGAGGCUUCCUGGCUGCCUGUGCUAUUGUGGAUGGUGUUGAUGUUGUGGCGGCUGUGAUGGCGUACAACGAAGGCUCGCUGAACAACACGGGUGUGCUGUUGAUUAUUAUGGGUGCUGCCGCUUUUUGUGGGUUAAAUGUGUAUGAAUACAGAGUCACAGGCUAAAGUAUCCCAUGUACAGGUUUUACUCUCAAUUUAUACCGGCUAAUCUCCGGAAGCACGUCUUUGGCGAUUCAACUUUUUUAGACUGUCAAGUUUUUCGGCGUCAAUUGGAAGCAAUGUAGAUUUACCGCACACAGACAGAACCACCGAUAUCAGAAUCAUCAAUUUUAUAUAUAUGCAAACAUCUCACUUUUCAGUACAAAAUUGUGGUCUACGAUGGUCAUUAUGCUCAGUGUAUUGAUCUUCAACAAACAGUUGUUUCAAUCGAAGGGUUGCCUCAGGAGAAAUAUCGGUUGACAUCCACUCCAGCCCCGUGGUUCAUCACUUUCAUACUAGCACUAUAUAUGUAUAUAUCCAAAAUAUGCAAUGAGUUACUUUGUUGACUUUGUUUUCCGAACACGCAGAGUAAAUACGGAUAUAUAUAUAUAUAUAUAUAUAUAUAUGUAUAUAAGAUAUAUAAAAAAGAUAUGAUUGAUAUAAGC